AUGAAACUGACACCGGGGCCUGAAGGGCAAAACAUCUGCAAGUACAAAGGCCAGCCGCCAGCCACCAGCCGCCAGCCACCAGCAGCCAGCCGCCAGCCACCAGCAGCCAGCCGCCAGCCGCCAGCCGAGCAAGCAGCCAGCAGCAAAGGGAGGGUCCCAAGUCCUUCCAUAGUGACGCCUCCCAAGGACAUCUGGAACGUCACUGGUGCCCAGUUGUACUUGAGCUGUGAGGUCAUUGGAAUCCCAACCCCUGUCCUCAUCUGGAACAAGGUACAAAGAAAUGACUAUGGAGUUCAAAGAACAGAACUCUUGCCUGGUGACCGGGACAACCUGGCCAUUCAGACCCGGGGUGGCCCAGAAAAGCAUGAAGUCACUGGCUGGGUGCUGGUAUCUCCUCUAAGGAAGGAAGAUGCUGGAGAAUAUGAGUGCCAUGCAUCCAAUUCCCAAGGACAGGCUUCAGCAUCAGCAAAAAUUACAGUGGUUGAUACAUUACAAGAAAUACCAUUGAAAAAAGGUGAAGGUGCUGAGCUAUAAACCUACAGAACGUAUUAGUCUGCAUAGCUAAAAGUAGUCGUGCAUAACUAUAACCCCUGUUCUUGCCUAAUAACAAGUUUCUUUUAAUCCAGUCUACUAACACUUUUAGUUAUAUUCACUGAUUUUACACAGAGAAAUUCAAAAUAAAGAUAAACACAUCAAGACUAUAAAAA
Messenger RNA from Galeopterus variegatus (Sunda flying lemur), 707 nucleotides. It is a transcript of the gene IGFBP7, whose product is annotated as insulin-like growth factor binding protein 7. Gene Ontology annotation, biological process: regulation of signal transduction; regulation of cell growth. Lineage: Eukaryota; Metazoa; Chordata; Mammalia; Dermoptera; Cynocephalidae. Bases 1 to 534 code for a protein of 177 amino acids. Gene Ontology annotation, cellular component: extracellular region. The record is from RefSeq and is a predicted model, not a curated record. The transcript has 5 exons. Gene Ontology annotation, molecular function: insulin-like growth factor binding.